This is a messenger RNA of Aspergillus novofumigatus IBT 16806, 472 nucleotides long. RefSeq lists its product as uncharacterized. The coding region runs from base 23 to 394 and encodes 123 amino acids. The transcript is spliced from 2 exons. Lineage: Eukaryota; Fungi; Ascomycota; Eurotiomycetes; Eurotiales; Aspergillaceae. The record is from RefSeq and is a predicted model, not a curated record.
UUUAAUCGCAUCAAAAAUCAAAAUGUCGUGCCACGACUGCCAUUCCUCCGAGAAACCCUCACAGUCCGACUCCACAGGCCAGGGUGUCACUGCCCGUGCCCUUCAGUGGAUGUCGGCAGUUGUCCCUGAAGGAUCAGCGCUGCUGUCCUGUUCCUGCUGCUGGUUACCAACAGUUCUAGAUUUUGUCUUUGCGGGUUCAGUGACCGCAGCAGGCAUUCAAAAACUUCGUCCUCUCUUCUUGGCCGUCUCCCUCUUGACUCUGGCGUGGAGUAUCAGUCAACAAGGCCUCAACAAGAGCAACCGACGACGAGCAAUUAUUUGUGCAUGUCUAUUAGCUUGGUCGCAGUAUAGCGAACGGGCACAGUCUGCAAAGGGGCAUCACAGCUGUCAUUGAUUUAGAGCAAUUAUUGUGGGUUACUUUGAGACUCAAACACGGGGGAUGUGCUGAUUGUCCCCCACGGAAUAAGACUCC